Messenger RNA from Danio rerio (zebrafish), 2102 nucleotides. RefSeq names its product motile sperm domain containing 2 (gene mospd2). NCBI's taxonomy places the organism in Eukaryota, Metazoa, Chordata, Actinopteri, Cypriniformes, Danionidae. The record is from RefSeq and is marked validated.
AGCAUAUCAGCGGAACUUUAUCUCGCUCCGAGCGCCCGUUCAAAGGUUUGUUUGAUAUGUCAGAGCCAACAUGGCGUCGCCGUGUGUCCAGUUUCACAGAGUCCGCUACGGAACUCGCUGCAGAUCAGACCACUGCUGACUGACAGCGCGCACUAUCAUGGCGGAGGCAGGACAGGCGGAAUCAGAGCAGGACAUCGAGAUCAAGAUCCAAGAAACACGGCAGAGGUUUAAAAGCGAGUAUGUUGAAGCACAAGAGAGUCAGGAGAAGUACGACAGCAGAGACGUGGAGAAGCUGUUUCGUGACGACGCUCUGGUGGAGGGAUACCUGACCUGGAGACACUUCAUAGUGGAGGACACCUUAAAGAUGAUCGACGAGAGCCUGCAGUGGAGGAGAGAGUUCAGCGUCAACGAUCUGACGGAGAGCAGCAUUCCCCGCUGGAUGUUUGAGAUCGGUGCCGUUUACCUGCACGGAUACGACAAAGAAGGAAACAAACUCUUUUGGUUCAAAGUGAAGCUCCACAUUAAGGACCCAAAGACGGUGUUGGAUAAGAAGCGUUAUGUGGCCUUCUGGCUGGAACGUUAUGCCAAACGCGAGCCAGGGAUGCCGCUGACCGUCGUGUUCGACAUGUCAGAGUCUGGACUCAGUAACAUAGACAUGGACUUUGUGAAGUACAUCAUAAGCUGCUUCAAAGUGUACUACCCAAAGUUUCUUUCCAAAAUGAUCAUGUACGAGAUGCCUUGGAUCAUGAAUGCUGCCUGGAAGAUCGUGAAGACGUGGCUCGGCCCUGAUGCCAUCAGUAAACUCAAGUUUGUCUCCAAGAGUGACAUCCAGACGUUUGUGGGCCCCGAACACCUUCCACCAUACAUGGGAGGAACGGACCAGUUCAAGUACAGUUAUCCGCCUCUGCCGGACGAUGACUUCCAGUCUCCGAUCUGUGAAAACGGUCCAAUCAUCAGCGAGGAUGAAAGUGACCUUAAAGAUGCCGAAUCGGAGUCCAAAGAGACUCUAGAGUCCAGUUUCAACACCGACCAAUCCAUCAAACCAAAGAAGGUGAAUUUUAUGACCGAAGACGGUCAGAGGUCGGAAGAGCUUGACAGAGAAUCUGUACGGUUAAAGGGAGCCAGAAAACCUACCACCACUUUCAAGGCCACAUUAAUGCACAUCAGUCCGGCUGAAGAGCUCAGUUUCGGUGCAUCAGAAUCAGAGAAGAAGUGUUUAAUCGUCCUCAACAACGUCACUAAAAACCACGUGGCCUUUAAGGUCCGAACGACGGCUCCAGAAAAGUACCGUGUGAAGCCCAGUAACAGCAGCUGUGAGCCUGGAGCCAGUGUGGACAUCGUUGUUUCACUUCACGGAGGCUUCCAGGCGUCUCCGCAGGACCGCUUUCUGGUGAUGGCGGCAGAGAUGGAGAGUAGCAGUGGAGCUGCCGCCACUGAUCUGGCUCAGUUCUGGAAGGAGGUUUCAAAACCCAAAAUCAUGGAGCACAGGCUCCGCUGUCACGUUUUGGAGAGUCCAAAGUCUAUUCUGAGCAAUUCAUUUGAGUUUCCAUCUAGUCCUACAACAAACGUCAAUGAGCAUCAGGAUCUGCAGAGCACGUUGAUGAGACUUCUGGCCACUAACGCUGCACUGGAGCAGAAGCUGGACUGGUGUUUGUGGACGCAGAAAGUCCUGCUGCUUCUGCUGUCGUUUCUGCUGGCGCUCAGCUUCACCACCGCAUACAAACUAUGGACAUCAUGAAGACUAUACUGUCCGCUUUUACACACACUCAGAUGAUGGAAACACAGGGAUGUUAUCAGUCCAUCAGACCAAACCCAUGAAGACACACUGCAAAUAAUGCAUCUCUUACUGAGAGUUUUGUCUUGUUUUUGACCAGAAAUAAUAGAAAACUUUACGUAAGAGCAGUAUUUAUUGCAGUGUAAACGGUGUAUUUUAUCACUCGCUGUCAGAAUAAAGCACGGUUUAAUUUAUAAUAUUCACACAUGUUGUGUAGAGUUCUUAACUCAAUCAUGCCACUGUAAUUAAUUCUGCUUUGAUUUUAAUAUAUAUAGUAUUUUAUAAAAGUAUGAAUGUAUGAACAAUUAAAAGACAGUUUUGUUAUACA